AAGUGAAGCCAUUUCCAAUUCCAAUUUGCAGGAAGGAUUUGUAUGAGAUAAGCAACACCAGCAGCUACAUGUCAUCGGAGGAGGAGGAGAGAUCAUUGUGAGUCCAGAAAAAUGAAUCUGGCUGCCAAGAACAAUUCUAAGCCAGAUGGACACGAAGAUUCUAGAAACUUGGAGAUAAAAAGUAAUGUGAUUAACAAUGGACCAGACGGGAAUCAAUCUUCUAUGUCAGCUAAUAAUAAGGGGGCGGCGGCAGGAGGUGAUCAAUCCGGCAAACCGGGUUUGCCGAAUUUUGGGAGAGCAAGUGUAAAUGGGAACCGUAGUGACAGUAUUGAAAGCACGAGUGGACAUUUAAAGCCCCAUACUGGUGGGGAUAUUCGUUGGGAUGCUGUUAACUUGGCUUCAAAAGAUUCACCAAUUGGUCUUAGCCAUUUUAGGCUUCUGAAACGUCUUGGAUAUGGAGACAUUGGUAGUGUCUAUCUUGUUGAGCUCAGAGGAAGCAACACUUUCUUUGCAAUGAAAGUCAUGGACAAAGGAUCUCUUGCUAGUAGAAACAAACUUCUUAGAGCUCAAACGGAAAGGGAGAUUCUUGGUCUUCUUGACCAUCCAUUUCUUCCUACUUUAUACUCUUAUUUUGAGACUGACAAGUUCUAUUGCUUGGUCAUGGAGUUCUGCAGUGGUGGUAAUCUUCAUACCCUUCGUCAAAAACAACCAAAUAAGCAUUUCACUGAAGAAGCUGCCAGGUUUUAUGUGACUGAGAUACUGUUGGCAAUGGAGUAUCUACACAUGUUGGGUGUAGUAUACAGGGAUUUGAAACCAGAAAAUGUAUUGGUAAGAGAUGAAGGUCACAUAAUGCUGUCUGACUUUGAUCUCUCCCUGCGAUGCUCCGUCAGUCCAACCCUUGUCAAAUCAUCCCCUUCCCAGAACAGCAACGGCGGUGCCGGCGGUGGCGGUUCCGGUGGUAUUAUAGAAGAUGAAUCUACAGUUCAAGGUUGUAUUCAACCAUCAGGGUUUUUCUCACGCAACAUCCUAUCAUCAAAGAAGAAUCGGAAAUCCAAAUCUGAUUUUGGACUGUUAGGUGGUGGAUCACUACCGGAGCUGAUGGCAGAGCCGACCAACGUCCGAUCAAUGUCGUUUGUCGGAACCCACGAGUAUUUAGCUCCUGAGAUCGUACGAGGAGAGGGUCAUGGUAGUGCGGUGGACUGGUGGACGUUGGGGAUCUUUCUAUACGAACUGUUGCACGGCACGACCCCGUUCAAGGGUGCCGGAAACCGUGCGACGCUUGUGAACGUGGUCGGACAGCCGUUGAGGUUUCCUGAUAGUCCACAGGUAAGUGGGACUGCUCGUGAUCUGAUUAAAGGGCUUUUGGUUAAAGAACCGGCUAAGAGAAUCGCGUAUAGAAGGGGUGCUACUGAAAUAAAGCAGCAUCCUUUCUUUGAAGGGGUGAAUUGGGCGUUGGUUAGGAGUGCUAUUCCGCCGCACAUACCGGAGCCGGUGGAUUUCGCCAUUUAUGCUAAUAAAGAUGGAGGUCAGAUGCCAGGGGAGAAGAAGAUGCCGGAAAUGGGAGGAGGACCUGAGAAAAACAAGAACACACACCCCAAUGAAGCUUCUUCUUCUUCACACACUGAUUUUGAGUACUUUUAGGAAGAAGGAUUUAUUAUUAGUAGGACACCAUUUAUUUUAUACCUACAUAUAUAUAUAUAAAACUAUCUUAUUCAUUUAAUUAAUUAAUUAGUUUUAAGAAUAAUAAUAAUAUGCAUUAAGCACUGUCCAUUCCAUUUUUCAUGAUAUUAUCAAAGAGAGAGUGACUUGUAAAUGUACUGUUAUUUAAAUGAUGUAAUACUUUCAUUUGUCCUUUUCU
Molecule: messenger RNA, 1858 nt
Organism: Impatiens glandulifera
Lineage: Eukaryota; Viridiplantae; Streptophyta; Magnoliopsida; Ericales; Balsaminaceae
Product: serine/threonine-protein kinase AGC1-7-like
Exons: 3
Coding region: 112-1641 (509 amino acids)
Biological process (GO): protein phosphorylation
Cellular component (GO): cytoplasm; nucleus; plasma membrane
Molecular function (GO): protein serine/threonine kinase activity; ATP binding
Source: RefSeq, a predicted model, not a curated record